CCAGGCUAUGAGCUCAGGGUGGUAUUUUUAGAGGCACCGCAAAACUUCACUUGGUGAAGGGCAGAGCGGAACGGCAGCCCCGAAAGAAAGCAGGCAGGCUACAAGGCGACACUGUUCAUCGGGCUCACCUUUCCCAAUGCCUCCCUCGCCACUGGAAGAACGGAUCGGCGUGCUGCAGAGACCCAAGACUUUGGCCCUGCGCCUCAACCACAGCUUCACGCACACCGGCAGCGGCGAGAAGCAGCAGCAGCAACAGCCCACCCCGCCACCGGUCUGCAAACCGCCCGGCCAGGCCCCGCCGGCUCCCAAGGGCUCCUGCGAAGAGGGCCGCCGGGGCGGCGUCCUCCAACCCAACCAUUCCCACACCAUCGACAUCAAGUUGACGGUGGGGGCCGCGCAGGGCCGGGCGCCGGAGAGGAACCUCUCCCUGCAGCUGGACCUUAAGCCUGGCGAGAAAAAUGGGGGGCUGAAGGUCUUCCUGCCCCAAGCCAAGCUCAAAAAGCGGAGCUUCAAGGAGAACUCCAAGCCACCGGUGGACACCUCCGCCAACUCCUCCUGCCUCUCCAGCCCCGCCAUGCACCCCCUGAAGUGCGGCUGCCGGGGCUGCUGGCGGCUGCUGCGUUGCGGCGACGCCGGCCCCAAGUCAGGCCUGCGCGCCCUGGGCUGCCUCUCCUGCCGCUCCAGCUUGCGCUCCCUGAGCUGCUCCAGCUGCAGCCCGCCGUCCGUCAAGAAGUUGGGCUGCUUGCCCUGUGCCCCGGCGGCCCUCCGCUCCUUGGCCUGCCUGGCCUGCAACCCCUCAGUCAAGUCGGCCACCUCCUCCUGCAGCUUCUGCAGCAGCGACCCCAUCGUGGCCUACGACCCCCGAGCGGGCUCGUCCCCGGCCCCCAGCUGCUACGGCGUCGGCGACGACGACGACGACUACAGCGUCCGCACCAUCUGGCCCGAUGAACUCGCCAAGAAGAUGACCAGGUCCCGGGCCCAGCCGCAGCCCUCCCCCUUGAUCUUGGACUGCCGCAACCUGGUGGAGUACACCAAGAGCCAGCUGCAGGGCGCCAUGCGCUUCGGGGCGGCCGAAGCCGCCGGCCGCCGCCGGCUCCAGCAGGGCAAGCUGGCCGUACUCGACUUCAUCUCCUCCCGGGGGGCCUGCGACGGCAGGGACUCCUCGCUGCAGCGCCUCUGGUCCAAGGAAGCCGGCGGUUGCGCCGGCCCGGAGACGCAGCCCGCCAGCCCCCCGAAACCCCGCAAAACGCAGCCCUCGCAGAAUCUGCACCUGGUGUUGGAUCUGCUCCACAAAGACGGGCAGGAGGGGCCGGGCAGGAGAGGUAGCCCAAUCGGGUUGGAGGUUGCCAACGGGCCCGACGACCUGGGCCCGCCGCUCACGCCCGACUUGGAGAACGCUGAGCUGAGCCCCAUCCUGCCGUUCCUGUUCCUGGGCAACGAGAGAGACGCACAAGACCUCGAGCGGAUGCUGAGCCUCAACGUGGGCCACGUCCUAAACGUCACCACCCACCUGCCCCUCUACCACGCCGACAGCGGGCGCCUCCGCUACAAGCGCCUGCCCGCCACCGACAACAGCCGUCAGGACCUCCGGCAGUACUUCGAGGAGGCCUUCGAAUUCAUCGAAGAGGCGCACCAGAGCGGCAAAGGGGUCUUGAUCCACUGCCAGGCGGGCGUCUCGCGCUCGGCCACCAUCGUCAUCGCCUACCUGAUGAAGCACACCCUCAUGACCAUGGGGGACGCCUACAAAUACGUCAAGGGCCGCCGGCCCGUCAUCUCGCCCAACCUCAACUUCAUGGGGCAGCUGCUGGAAUUCGAGACGGACCUCAACGCGGGCGUCACGCCCCGCAUCCUCACCCCCAAGCUGGCCGGGGUGGAGACCGAGGUCUGAACAAGAUGGAGGCCGGGG
Messenger RNA from Elgaria multicarinata webbii, 1906 nucleotides. RefSeq names its product dual specificity protein phosphatase 10-like. Gene Ontology annotation, cellular component: cytoplasm. Gene Ontology annotation, molecular function: MAP kinase tyrosine/serine/threonine phosphatase activity; MAP kinase tyrosine phosphatase activity; protein tyrosine/threonine phosphatase activity. The record is from RefSeq and is a predicted model, not a curated record. The transcript is spliced from 4 exons. Gene Ontology annotation, biological process: negative regulation of JUN kinase activity; protein dephosphorylation. Bases 137 to 1888 code for a protein of 583 amino acids. NCBI's taxonomy places the organism in Eukaryota, Metazoa, Chordata, Lepidosauria, Squamata, Anguidae.